UAUAUAUAUUCCAUGCAUUUUAUUACUUAUUCGACUUUGGUGGAAUGGUAGCUAUUGUAAGUAACCGUACCCAUAAUGACCGGAUAGGCCACACGUUCGUUAUCUAUAACCGUAGACGAAGCUCGUCGCCAGAGGGUGACAGUUUAUCAAAGACAAUUGAUUAAACGUGUAAUAAUUUUUCUAAGCUAUCCGGUUUCAGUGUCCCUCGCAUUUUUCUUUCGUAACGACUCCCUGCUGUGUGCAUCCCUGAUUUCUUUUUUUCUCGUUUUUGCCGUAUAUAAUAUAUUUCCGUUCUCGUGUUGGCUCGCGCCAAACGGAGCAGAGACAACAGAGAUUCAGCUUCUUUCAUUCGGUAAUUCUCUUUAUAGUCAAUUCACUAGUAAAAUGAGAAGUUUAGGGGACUCUUAUAUAUUCUUUUUUUUUUUUAUACCGAAAGUCAUGCCAAAAAGAUCCCUUCAAAAUAUAUUUUACUCGAGGAAGGACUAUACAAAUAUGUUAAAUUUGGUAAUCACGAGCCUUGUCAAGAGUCCAAUAGCAUUCUAUACUUUCGUUGGUUGUGUUACGCAGGGAUUAUGGCCGAUAAUCUAGAGGCCGCUGUAAACGUGUAAAUUCCGCAUUGUGGCUCCCGUGUAUAUAUUUGUGUUUCUGAGACUAACGUUAAGUGGCGCACUGUACCGAUUUGUGUGCUACAGACCAGCAGUUCGAAGAACUUUCUAAAGGAAGAGAUUUGGUAGGACCUGAUGAAUUUGUGUUGGACUGUGAUCAACAGGAAGAGCAAACAGAAAGUCCCGUGAUCGCUUUUUGUUUUCUUAUAAACGAUGGAUCUUAAUCCGAUUCAACUGGUGUUCCUAGCGAACAGCGUCUUUGUAGCCGGUGUUGGGAUUCUUAUACAUCUGAUCGAGCCCCACUUGCCUAUUUUACUCACUCGAACGUAUCGUUAUGGGAAAAGUUCCGUAAAACUCGAGCAACCAGUAGUCGCCAGAGUCGAAGUGCCAAAGAGAUGGUUUGCACACUUUUAUGCAUUUUCCGCGCCUGUCUCGACUAUCGUUUUGGCAUUGAUCGUCUACAGGUAUUUCUACAAUGGCAUCCCCCCGGAAAUCAUUUAUCAGACGCUCGAUAGAUUCUUCGAUAAAUCGAGAAAGCCACUAGUGCCAGCGGCAAAUACUCUUCUAGCCGGUGCGCUCUUAACUAUACAAUGCUCGAAGCGAUUUUACGAAAGCUAUUUUGUUAGCAUCUUCAGUGACGGCAAGAUGAAUCUGAUACAUUAUGCGGCAGGAUUUAUUCACUACGUCGGCGCUAUAACCUGCAUCAUCGGAGAGUCUGAGGGCUUCGUCAGAGGGUCGCAAGAUGUCACGAAAUUAACGCAACUGACACUACUGGACUAUGGCUCGGCAUUUGUUUUUCUCUGGUCCUGCUACAAGCAGCUUCGAUCGAAUUAUAUACUCGUGGCUUUGCGCAAGAACGAAAAAGGAGUAGUAGUAACCAAAGGCUACAAAGUUCCACACGGAGAACUUUUUGAGUAUAUAUCCGCGCCGCUACAAUUCACUGAAAUUCUCAUGUACGUCAGCCUGGACGUAAUCCUCUGGAAGAGUCGGAGUUAUCACUACGUGUUCUGGUGGGUUUUGAUAAAUCAGUGCGAGUGCGCGUUAACAAGUCAUAGAUGGUAUCAGAAAACUUUCAAAAAUUAUCCCAAGAAUCGAAAGGCCCUGAUACCACUGGUCCUCUAAAUGUCUUGCAAUUAGACUCGUAUGAGAGGGACAAAAGUUAUUUGCUGCUUGUUUCACAUUUUCAUAUUUUAUUUCAAUUUUAUUUUUAGAUGAUUGAUUCUUUAUACUUUCAAGUGUACCGUUUAUCGCUCCCACACAACAUAGUAAGAAACAGAGAUUGCCAUUGUCAUAUAUAUAAGAUAUGACAAUUGUUACAUAAUCGGAUUAAAUGGUAUAUCUCAUUA
This is a messenger RNA of Cephus cinctus (wheat stem sawfly), 1951 nucleotides long. RefSeq names its product polyprenol reductase. The record is from RefSeq and is a predicted model, not a curated record. The coding region runs from base 819 to 1727 and encodes 302 amino acids. The transcript is spliced from 4 exons. Gene Ontology annotation, biological process: polyprenol catabolic process; dolichol-linked oligosaccharide biosynthetic process. Lineage: Eukaryota; Metazoa; Arthropoda; Insecta; Hymenoptera; Cephidae. Gene Ontology annotation, molecular function: 3-oxo-5-alpha-steroid 4-dehydrogenase activity. Gene Ontology annotation, cellular component: endoplasmic reticulum.